AAGAUAGCGCGAGUGAUUUGAAAGUAUUGCGCCCGGCCGCCUAGCUGGCUCCUGUGUAGCUGCCCUGUGGAUUCCUCUUGCAUCUGUUCUCUAUUCCAGUUCCAGCCCCCUUCCCCUUUCAAUGAGAUACAGAUGUGUGCUGUUUAUUAAACAGGAAAUUCUAGGAUUCUAUGGGGACCCUCGUACUGCACAAAAACACACUGCUGCAGGAGUUCAGACUGCCGGGGCAGCAGCAGCUCCAUUUGACUAUGAAUCCAACCAGCAAGCCAAGCGAGAUCCUGCUCUUCUAACCCAAUAUCAAUGUUAGUUCUAAUGACUGAAGCAGUAGAGAGAUGAAAGAGGUGGGUAAAAGAGAGAGGGGUUGAGACCGAGGGGGAGAUUAAUAGAACGUGUUAGUGGGCAUUAGAGAGGCAGAGGAGGCAGAGGAGACAGAGAAGGAGGGAGGGGGGGAUUUUCAUCCCAUUCCUUUUCCUCUCAGGAAACACAUCCUGUUGCUGUUUAGCUGUGAAGUGGCAGUGCUGAGUGUUUGUCGCAGUGAGAGAGAGACUGAGUACGCCCUGAAGCUCACCAAAACAGCACAGUGAAACCCCUUCCUCUUGGACAACAGCAGCACUCAAGAGACACGUCUGUGUGAGCCUCCCCACUGCCUGUGAAUCGCUUUUCAGACUUGUAGCGUGGAGAGUACUGACAGAAGAAGGAGGGAAAUCCAAGCUGGAGCUUUCUACCACCUCUGAAAAUGAGAUGCUGAGAAAAUAAUUUACAGUUGCAAAGCUGUGUGCUACAACCUCAAGAAUUCAGGCAUCUGGUUUUCCUUUCUCCUGUUAUUUUUGUUAUCCCCCACCCCCCCCCACCCUCCCCCCUCCAAGUCCGAGGAGAGUUUGAAAAAGAGACGCCUUUCUGCUGUUUGCUUGAAAACCAGCCUCCCUCCUGGGCUCAGAGAGAAAGAAGAGAAAGAAAAAUAGUAAAAAGAAGAGAGGGGACUCAAAGCAGGAGCCAGGCAGUACCAGUUUGUGGAAUGGACCUGCCUGUCUGUCGGUUAAUCGCAGAACUACCGUCAGUACCAAAAUCUGAAGAGGAAGGAUAAAAAGGGAUUUCUACCACCCAAAGGGAUACAUGAGAGACAGUUGAGCUGAGAAUGAACGGAGAUGUCCUCUAGCUGUGAUUAAAGGGGUUUCAUUUGCACAGGUGAUUUUGUUGUUUCGGAUGCACCGCAGCUGAUAAGCAGCUCACUCGAGAGGAGCAGGAGAAAGUGGUAGAGGAGACUCUCGGUCAGUGGAUGGCUGUUCAGAAGCUGGUGGCCGCAGCGGUGGCUGUGGCCCUGCUGUCCCUGAUCCUCAACAACGUGGCAGCUUUCACGCCCAGCUGGGUGUUCCAGGCGCUGGAGGACGGGCGCAAGCGCAGCGUGGGGCUGUGGAAGAUGUGCUUUAUGGCGGAGCGGGGCCGGGAGGCAGGGGGAGCAGCACGCCAGGGCCAGGCAGGAGAGCGGCAGUGCCAGACUCUGGGCUGGGGGGCAGAGUACGCUGGCUUUCAGGAGUCCCGCAGCACAGUCAAGUUGCAGUUCGACAUGAUGCGCGCCUGUAACAUGAUAGCCACCGUGGCCCUGACGGCUGGACAGCUCAUCUACCUGCUGGGACUGGUGGAGCUGCCCCUCAUCACCCAAGACUCCCAGUGGUGGGAAGAGGUCAUAGCCGCCCUCUUCCAGCUAGCCAGCUUUGUUCUGGUGAUCGGGCUGGUCACAUUCUAUCGCAUCGGUCCCUACACACACCUCUCAUGGUCCUGCUACGUGGAUAUCGCUGCCUGCCUCCUGGCCACGCUGGCAGCCGCCAUGCUGAUCUGGAACAUCCUGCACCGGCGUGAGGACUGCCUCACACCACGGGUCAUCGUCAUCAGCCGCUCGCUGGCCGCGCCUUUCCGCCAACGCCUUGACAACGACUAUGUUGAAUCACCCUUCUGAGUCCAUACAAACUGCAUUUCAUUGGGAGGAUUGGAGAAACUCUAGUAGAGGUGGCUUUAAUUAACCCAGCCAGCCCUAUGUCAGACUAACAGUUUCUGUUAUUGCCUGGGGGGGGGUGUUGGGGUUGGAGAUGGACAUCGCUUCCUGAAAUCAUUUUAAAAUGCUUACAAACAGAGACACUUACUAACCAGACUGGGUUUCCAGUCCUAUGGAUUUAGGAAUUUUAAAAAGACACAAGAAAAAGGCCUUGAGACUGCUGGGGAACCCAAAUGCAGUCAUGGCCUGACCUCCUCACCCCUGGAGUCAGGCAGGAUUUACAAACUGUACAGGAUGUACUGCCGAUUUCUUCUGACACCCACAAUGAUCCCUUCCUACCUAGGAUGCUUGUUUUAGGCCACCAGGCUGUUCAUGCAUUGACCCAACCCAAUGUGCUUUUUGCUGUUUCUCUCCGGAUCAGCUCAGCUGACCCGGACAUUGCAACAUACAACCCUUUUUUCACGAGCAGGGAUCAAGCUGGCUCUUGACUUUUUUUUUUUUUUUUUUUUUAGCUCAGAACAUUCUUUCUAUAAGCUUCAAGAUCAAGUAGUUUCUAAGUGUAACAGACUGGUCUGACAACAGCAUGUCAGAAUCAUUUGUUUAUUUAAAGUGGCAUACUUUAUAUUUGUAUGUGUUCCAAAAGUGUCAGUUUAGCCUGAGUUGAUCAAAAUUGACUUUUCCACAUGAAAUGUUGGCAAAUUCCAUAUGCAUACCAGGGGGUUGAAUAAUGUGCUACCCCUUUGUUAAAUGAAUACAAUGCUGCUUUUCAAAAUAUUUAAUACAUUAUGUAAUGAGCGCUAAUAUUGCAAAAUCCAUAUAAUAAUGUACUUUAAUAUUGAGAGCUGUUAAAUGCUUAAGUAAAAUGCUUUGUUACUGGAUUUAUAAUUAUUUAUAAUUAUUAAAUAAUGUGCAUUUCCAUGACACCUGUUUUGAAUA
Molecule: messenger RNA, 2926 nt
Organism: Acipenser ruthenus (sterlet)
Lineage: Eukaryota; Metazoa; Chordata; Actinopteri; Acipenseriformes; Acipenseridae
Gene: tmem204
Product: transmembrane protein 204
Exons: 3
Coding region: 1277-1954 (225 amino acids)
Source: RefSeq, a predicted model, not a curated record